GCCUGUGCGUCAAACAAUAGGUGUUCCUGUGGCUUGUUUUGGUUGACAAAAGCUGCAUAACUUCUUCAAAUCAUGGCGAUCCCUAUAGCCAUCUUGGACUGUGACCUGCUGUUACACGGUCGAGGACACAAGACCCUGGACCGCUUUGACCUGGACUCUGUGCCAGACAACUUGCUCCUCACACAGUUUGGCUUCCCCAGAGAGUUUAUACUGUAUCUGGUGGAAAUACUCCGGGAGGCUCUGUGCAGACGUACUCAGCGGUCCAGAGCCAUCAGUCCUGAGGUCCAGGUGCUGGCUGCUUUGGGCUUCUACACAUCCGGAUCCUUCCAGACAUCGAUGGGAGAUACAAUAGGGAUCAGCCAGGCGUCAAUGUCGAGAUGUGUGUCCAACGUGACCAGAGCCCUGGUGGAGAAAGCUCCAACGUUCAUCACAUUAAACAGAGACCCCUCCAGCAUAGAGCAGUCCUUCCAGGAGUUUCAGAGGGUGGCAGGAUUCCCAGGAGUCCUAGGGGUGCUGGACUGUGUUCAGGUCACCAUCAAAGCUCCUAACAGCGAAGACUCGUCCUACGUGAACAAGAAGGGGUUUCAUUCGGUGGGCUGCCAGCUGGUUUGUGAUGCCAGAGGAUUGUUACUCAGCGCCGAAACACACUGGCCGGGAGGACUCAGAGACACAGAAGUUCUAGAAAGAUCUGCUCUCCAGAAACACCUGCAGGACGCUGAGGAGGGCUGGCUGCUGGGUGACCGUCGUUACCCUCUGAGGAAGUGGUUGAUGACCCCGAUGGACUGCCCAGAAUCCCCAGAAGAGUUACAGUAUAAUCUGGCCCACACGGCCACUCAUGAGAUCGUGGACAGAACCUUCAGAGCCAUCCAGACCAGAUUCAGAUGUUUGGACGGCACCAAAGGAUACCUACAGUAUUCCCCGGAGAGGAGUUCGUCCAUCCUGCUGGCCUGCUGUGUUCUCCACAACGCCUCGCUGCAGUCGGGGUUAGACGCCUGGACUCUGGAGCGGACCGACCCUCUGGAGCAGCCCGAGUCUCUCGAGCAGAGACCUGAAGAUCGAGACAGCCUGGCAGAGGAGCUCCGGAAAGACCUCAUCCUCAAACACUUCAGCUAAACUCAAAACAGAUCAGGACUGGGACCAGAGCGAAUCAUAAUUGUCUGUUCACAAACGACACAUUUCAAGCAAGAAAGGCCACAGACACAGUGGUGCUGAUGCAGGUUUUUUAUAUUUUGCUGGUUUCUACUCUACUGACUACACUAAGAUAACAUAGAAGUAUAUGGAGGAACAUGCAGGACGCUAUACAACAAACCGAGACAACAUGGUACCCGAACACAUUUGAAAUAACUGGAAGUGCUUCAUUAUUCUCUCAGAAUGUGGAAUAAUGAAACACUUCCUGGUGAUUAACAAUGAUUAAAACUGUGUGCAGCUGCUGUGUUAUCAACGUUUCUUUACAGGUGGAAAAAGUCACCUACCCUUUAUGUUUUAUUCCCUCCCCGCUUUACAUUUUGAUUCCCCAAAUAUCCAAUUUUCUCACGUGAUUCCACAGGUUUCAAUCUUGGACUAUGUCACAAUACAAAAAAACAAGGCCAUUAACAAGGUUAUUUACAACAACUGCACAUUAGGUGGUCAGUAUUUAUGUACACUGGUGCAUUAAGACGGUAUUGGAUGAGAAUGACAGGAUGUUUGUGCAACGGGCUGCAGUCACAUGAUGUUUUUGUGUACACACACACAAAAUGAAAUGCAAACAGAGAUGAUAAGAAACAUUUGUAGUGUUUGAGAUAAAAAAUAGGAGUUCUGAGCAUUACAUCAUUGUAAUAAUGAAUUAAAGGAAGUGGAUGGGGGCAGUGUAAAGCUUUUAGUUUUUGAAGGAGUACCAUUAAAUGUUUUGUUUUUUC
This is a messenger RNA of Gymnodraco acuticeps, 1895 nucleotides long. It is a transcript of the gene harbi1, whose product is annotated as harbinger transposase derived 1. The record is from RefSeq and is a predicted model, not a curated record. The coding region runs from base 73 to 1113 and encodes 346 amino acids. NCBI's taxonomy places the organism in Eukaryota, Metazoa, Chordata, Actinopteri, Perciformes, Bathydraconidae. The transcript is spliced from 7 exons.